Messenger RNA from Eurypyga helias (sunbittern), 722 nucleotides. RefSeq names its product fructose-bisphosphate aldolase C. Gene Ontology annotation, molecular function: fructose-bisphosphate aldolase activity. The annotation marks the transcript as partial. Lineage: Eukaryota; Metazoa; Chordata; Aves; Eurypygiformes; Eurypygidae. The record is from RefSeq and is a predicted model, not a curated record. Gene Ontology annotation, cellular component: cytosol. The transcript has 6 exons. Gene Ontology annotation, biological process: glycolytic process; fructose 1,6-bisphosphate metabolic process.
CCGGGUGAAGAAAUGCAUCGGGGGGGUCAUCUUCUUCCACGAGACCAUGUACCAGAAGGCUGACGACGGCACCCCCUUCGUUCAAAUGAUCAAGGACAAGGGCAUCGUCGUGGGCAUCAAGGUGGACAAAGGUGUCGUGCCGCUGGCCGGGACGGAUGGCGAGACCACCACGCAGGGUCUGGAUGGGCUGUCGGAACGCUGUGCCCAGUACAAGAAGGACGGAGCCGACUUUGCCAAGUGGCGCUGCGUGCUGAAAAUCAGCGACAACACCCCCUCGGCACUCGCCAUCAUGGAGAACGCCAACGUUCUGGCCCGCUACGCCAGCAUCUGCCAGCAAAACGGCAUCGUGCCCAUCGUGGAGCCGGAGAUCCUGCCCGAUGGUGACCACGACCUCAAGCGGUGCCAGUACGUGACGGAGAAGGUGCUGGCAGCUGUCUACAAGGCACUGAGCGACCAUCACGUCUACCUGGAGGGGACCCUGCUGAAGCCCAACAUGGUGACCCCUGGGCACUCCUGCCCCACCAAGUACAGCCCCGAGGAGAUUGCCAUGGCCACUGUCACCGCCCUGCGCCGCACCGUGCCCCCCGCCGUGCCAGGCGUCACCUUCCUGUCCGGGGGUCAGAGCGAGGAGGAGGCUUCCAUCAACCUCAACGCCAUCAACACGUGCCCACUGCUGCGGCCGUGGGCCCUCACCUUCUCCUACGGGCGGGCGCUGCAGGCAU